Molecule: messenger RNA, 468 nt
Organism: Trichoderma virens Gv29-8
Lineage: Eukaryota; Fungi; Ascomycota; Sordariomycetes; Hypocreales; Hypocreaceae
Exons: 1
Source: RefSeq, a predicted model, not a curated record
CUCUCUUCCUCAUUAUCGUUUGCUGCUGUUAUCCCACGAGAUAAUAGCGUACCACCUGGUUAUUGUUGCUUCACGCUCUCAGAUCUGUCAACCGGUAAAACCGUCCAGCAGAACACGGAAUAUGGUUUCCUCUACUUCGACGCAAGCCAGCCAAACGGCUGGUAUUGCAUCAAUCUCGCGGACACUGCUCAUCCUAUACUGUGGGGUGAUGGCUUCAAUAACGCUUGCAUUAUUGCCUGGGAUGGGCACUUCCAGUGCCUUGAUCCUACGCCUGGUGACGAUACGUGGACGCUAGGUCACAAUGGCAGUAGCAACACUCCUUUGUUGCUACAUAACAGCUCUCCCACUUAUCAAGCAUGCCCUAACAAAGGUGGAGGUGAAUUCAUUUCGUCCGGUGCCCCAGCAGCAUCCGGAUGUAGGAAUAUCCAGUUGGAGGCCACAGGUCUCAAGGGAACAUGCUCGAGCUUC